CCCGGCCCCGCCGCAGCCCGCAGGCAUUCGCCGCCCAGCGCCGCCCUGCGCCCGUCGAAGGGUUCUGUGCGGGCGAAGACGACGCGCGCGUGAUCGGCGGCGCCGGGCAUUUGAUGGGCUCGAUCUGUGCGGCUCCCUGCUGACCCCCUGCGGCGAUGGAGGAGGCCGGCCGCGCCUGGGAGGAGGCCCUUAUGCGCCUGGAGGCGGAGGAUGGUGCUGCGGUUACGGCCAUGGCCAUGGCCGCCGCGCCUCAAGUGGGCGGCUCUUCCACAGAGAAACACACCGGAUGCACCCGUGCUGUCAAAUUGGAGCAGUCUGUUGAGGCUAUCCAAGUUACUGGUCAUCUACAGAUGUACAUGUAUUCUCCGUUCGUGGUUACCUCUUCAGCGAGUGGAGAACCGAGACCUGUUUACGGAGGUCUGUACACGGUUGGAGGCUACGGCGAGGGAUACUUUUUCCCAACAUGGGUGGCAGCAUAGUCUACGGAUAGAUGCCCCACCUACUCCUUAGGCGUUAUAUGAUUCAUCGUUCCGAUAUGUAUCUCGCCUAGUUUUAUUUUUUAUCUUUUUGAACUUGAGACAACAAAACGGCUGUGUGCAUCCUGGUUAUGCAGAG
Messenger RNA from Lolium perenne, 615 nucleotides. RefSeq lists its product as uncharacterized. Lineage: Eukaryota; Viridiplantae; Streptophyta; Magnoliopsida; Poales; Poaceae. The record is from RefSeq and is a predicted model, not a curated record.